GCUUCUGAAGUUGCAAAUGAUAAUAAAGGGAGGUCGGUUCCUGGUGGAUCAGGCUAAAGAGGAAAACAAGAUCCUAAAGCAGCAAAUUGAGAAGCUGUCUUUGGAGGCUGUGGUUCUACAGAAGAAGCUCCUCUCCAAAGAGGCUAACAGCAGUGGCGCUAUUGAAAAGCUGCAGGCGGAGCAUGUGAACAGUCAACAGCAUAUCAAAGACCUGGAGGCAAAGCUAGAGACAAUACAAAGCAAUAUUCAAGUGAAAAUAAAAGCUCUGGAUGCUAUUGAGGAAAAGAAUGCUUCUCUGCAUGAAGAAAUCAUUUCAUUGAAAAAUAAAUAUCACGUUUUUAAUAGAAUUGGGGGAGCAGCACGUUCCAUCUCAAGCAUACCUCGAUGUUCACUCCAGUUCCAGCAUUCUUCGGAUUACAAAGCAAGCAUUACACCCAAAUGUUCAGACAAAGUACUGUUUUCACAGUUUUCUCAGUCCGGUUCAAUCGUCAACUUGUUCUCUGGAAAAUCAUCUUCCAGAAUGGUCAGAUUUCCCAUAUCAUCACUUAUGACUCCUGACAAAGAUAAAGAUGACAACAAAGAUGCACAUGGCCAUGGAACAUCAGAAUAUGGUCAAGCUCCCAGAAGUGGCAGCUUUUUGCUACAAAAACAAUAUGAUCCUUGCUCCAGCUUCUCUAAUAUUGGAAGUGAUGUACUUGGACAAGGUCAGGACUAUGUCAGAUCUUUAUUCUCUGGGUCCAAGAAGAUUGGUACAGAUGCUUCACCAAUGGAUAAAGGAAAACAACCUAUUCCAUCUGAAUAUUACAACUCUUCAGCAUCCAGUGCUGUUGGGAACCUUAAAGUAGUUGAAGUUCAUUCAGGUGGCCAUUAUGUGAAGAUACUAAACACAUCUCAAGAUAUAGAAGAGGAGAUUGGAAAUCAUACUCUCCAGCAGAACCUCAACGGACAUCCCAUAGCAGUUUACAGAUUCCCCCCAAGGGUCAGAAUGAAGGCUAACACUUCAUUAACAGUGUGGGCUACUUGUUCUAAAAUGCCACAUAAGCCUCCAACAGACUACCUCUGGAAGGAUAUGGAGAAAUUUAAGCCAGGACCAGCAUGCACCACAAUCCUUUGCAAUCCUACUGGGCAGGCUGUCGCUUGGUACACUCCCAUAAACUGGAACCAAAAGCAAACAAAGGAAGAUGAAGAAAACGGUAAAAUGAGUAACAACCUUAAAGAACCCAUUAGCGGAGGACAUCAGCAGCAAGAAACUAGGGCAUUUGACUCAUGGCGAGGAAGUGUCAGUCAAAGUAAUACAAAGGAGAAUGAACCAGAAUUUAUUUUAAGAGAAGAAAAGAUACUGCCCACCCUGUUCCCUGUUCAUAAUCCUUGGUGUCAAAGUCCCAACUCAUCCACACAUCCUUACUAUGUUCAGGAAAGAUAUAUAACCUUGGGCGACAAGAGCCACAUGUACAGCCAAACCAGAUCACAGCCAGUACGACCGGGUCCAGAUCCUGACAUUCUCUACACUACAAAAGACAGCAGUAGGAGCACAAGUGCAACAAGACCAACUCGAUCCAUAGGGGUGGAGAAAAGACUAAUCUUAUGACCAGUGAGAGGCCAAAAGUUGAGACACCAGUCUUCUGCUCUUAGAAUAUGUAAAAACAAUCUUGUAAGGCAACCUAGUAGUGUAAGCUAUAAAGACAUUUUAAAGAGAGUUGAGUUCAUUACACUGACAUGGUUAAACAUGAUACCGCUCUAAGUUAGUUGUUUAUAGCUGAACAAGUAGAGUCAAUGAUAUGUACAGACUGCAUACUCAUGGUUGUGCUUCUCACCUAAUGAAAAUAUAAACACGUCUUUGCAUUUUAACCUUG
Anolis carolinensis (green anole) is the source of this 1853-nucleotide messenger RNA. RefSeq names its product lamin tail domain containing 1 (gene lmntd1). Gene Ontology annotation, cellular component: cytoplasm; nuclear envelope. The transcript is spliced from 12 exons. Bases 17 to 1588 code for a protein of 523 amino acids. The record is from RefSeq and is a predicted model, not a curated record. NCBI's taxonomy places the organism in Eukaryota, Metazoa, Chordata, Lepidosauria, Squamata, Anolidae.